AUGGUGACAUGUUCUUACUUCGUGAUGCAGCCUCUCUGCGUGUUUGAAAGACGGCAAGGCGAGGGAGGGAGCACAACGUUGAGGCCUUUAAGAGGCUCCUUCUGGCUACAGCCGUUCAUAUUGAGAGAUGAUUAAAGCGACUUGUUU
Molecule: messenger RNA, 147 nt
Organism: Chondrus crispus (carragheen)
Lineage: Eukaryota; Rhodophyta; Florideophyceae; Gigartinales; Gigartinaceae
Exons: 2
Coding region: 1-135 (44 amino acids)
Source: RefSeq, a predicted model, not a curated record